Olea europaea var. sylvestris is the source of this 1179-nucleotide messenger RNA. RefSeq lists its product as uncharacterized. The transcript has 3 exons. Bases 1 to 1179 code for a protein of 392 amino acids. NCBI's taxonomy places the organism in Eukaryota, Viridiplantae, Streptophyta, Magnoliopsida, Lamiales, Oleaceae. The record is from RefSeq and is a predicted model, not a curated record.
AUGGCUGCACCUAACACGGCCACCACAUCAGUGGUGGAAUCCGCCUCCGUUGCGGUGGCGUUAUCCUCGGAAGAACUUGCUGCCAAGGCGAUGCAUAAGAGAUAUGAGGGCUUAGUGACUGUACGGACCAGGGCUGUUAAGGGCAAAGGAGCUUGGUAUUGGGCGUACUUUGAGCCAAUUCUUGUGCACCAUUCCGAUACAGGCUUAGCAAAGGCGGUGAAGCUGCGGUGUUCCUUGUGCAACGCCGUUUUCUCCGCCUCUAACCCGUCGAGAACCGCCACUGAACAUCUCAAAAGAGGGACUUGCCCGAAUUUCGCUUCAGCUCCUAAGCCUAUUUCAUCUGUGCCUUCAUCUUCUUCAGUCUCGGUGGCUAGUGUGGGGCCAAGUACUAAUACUUCUUCUCCUCAGCAACCCCACAGCCACCACCGGAAGCGUAGUUCUUCUGGUGGUAGUCGUAGUGAGGGUGGAGGCGGCGGCGGCGGCGGCGGUGGGGCCUCUGUCGGCAUUAUUACUACAUUAACGCCUCACAAUGUUCCCCCAUUGGCCAUUGUUGAUCCUUCAAGAUUUGCAUUGGAGUUAGCUUAUCCACCUGUAAUUUCAGUAGCCAGUACUAGUGUUGUUGCAUCUGCUAGUGCAAGUCCUCGUGGUGGUGGUGGUGGUGGUGGUGGUAGUAGUGGUAGUGGUCUUGGUGGCGGCGGUGGCGGUGUGUUGUAUGCUCAGCAACAACACCAAUUAGUAUUGUCAGGUGGUAAGGAAGAUUUGGGACCUCUAGCAAUGUUAAAGGAUAGUGUAAAGAGACUAAAGAGUCCCAAAGCAGAAACUACUCCAGCAUUAAGCAAAUCCCAAAUUGAUGCUGCUCUGGAUUAUCUUGCUGAUUGGGUUUAUGAGUGUUGUGGGUCAGUAUCAAUCUCAAAUCUUCAGCACCCUAAAUUCAAGGCAUUCCUCAACCAAGUUGGGUUGCCUUCAAUUUCUCGAAGAGAAUUCUUUGGUUCGAGAUUAGAUGCUAAGUACGAGGAACUAAAGGCUGAGUCCGAGGCCAAAAUUCGAGAUGCCAUGUUCUUCCAGAUAGCAUCUGAUGAGGGCUAUGAUUUGUUUAAUGAGAAAUAUGAAGCCCCACUGGGCUCGGAUCCGAUUAGGCCCAAUGAUAUGGAUCCACCAAACCCAUUACAAGUCAAUUAA